This is a messenger RNA of Macrosiphum euphorbiae (potato aphid), 384 nucleotides long. NCBI's taxonomy places the organism in Eukaryota, Metazoa, Arthropoda, Insecta, Hemiptera, Aphididae. The record is from the annotation of a GenBank genome assembly.
AUGUCUGAGCAGUCGGAAGGGGUGAACAACAACAAAUGGCUGUUGGGCCAGGGCCAGAAUUACACGCAGCUCCACCACCAGCUUCAGCAACAGUGCGGUGGUGGCAGUGGCGGCGGCGGCGGUGGUGGCGGUGGAGGAAACGGAUCUCCGGGAAACAAUUCGCCUGCUCACAAGAUGAACGGCGGCGGUGGCGGCACACACAAUCACAAUCACCACCAUCACCACCACUCGCCGACGUCGCAUCACCAACAGUUCGCUCACCACCCGUUCAGCCUGUUGGGCGCCGCCGGACCGGCCGGCUAUCUGCUCGGUUCCGACUCGCUGAAGGUCACCGGUGGCGGUGCGGGCGGCGGACCAGCCGGGUCCAACCACGUCUUGUUCUGA